UAAAACACAACCGCCAGUUUCGCUCAGCUCGCUGCGCCACCUGCCGUUCACAUGCUUAAAGUACAGAAACAAAGCUAACCGCUGUCUAAAGUAAAGCUGAAGGUCGAGUUAAAACGGAUUUACUACAAAACACAUCAGCGAAAGCGAGCAGUCCUCUUUAUCUACAUCAGCGCUUGGGAAACGUCUGGAAGCGGCCGUUGAAAGGCGGAAAAACUACAGUUCCCAUGAUGCAUUGCGCCACGGUGACAUGUAACACGCGCCGCUGUCGUUUAUUUUGCUGCUGUCCUGCCUCCGGACUGACUUUAUCUCGACAUUAAAGCCUCACAGACCGCUAAAAGCGCAGUUAACGGCGCCGACAUAUUUGAUCUAACGUUUGGACGAUGCUGCUCUCCUCGGUGCCGAAGCGGUUGCUGCUGACGCGGCGCUCGCGCAGUCUGUCUCCGUGUCGUGCGCUGCGUACGAGCCCCGGCGAGGCCUCAAGGUGCUACACACGGGAGCUGGAAAUGACCCGGAGCCCCACGACCGCCACCAUCACUGUCACUCCUCAAGUACAGUACCACCAGCUGGCCAACAGGUGGCGCGUUAGCCUGGAGAACCGGAGGAGCUCAUGGGCAGCAUUGGCCUCGGUGGGGCGCACCAAUAAGUACUGGGAGGAGGAGGAGGGAGGGGGCAGCAGGGCGAGAGGGAGGGCAGCAGCUACAGCGGGGGCGCUGUCCGCUGCAGCCGUGGCCUUAUGCCUAAAGAAGGAUGAUGACUCUAAAGGUGAAGCUCUUCUGAAUGCCGCCAGAUCCAACAACACCCAGGAGGUGCAAAGGUUGUUGGCAGCUGGAAUGGAUCCAAACUCUCGUCAUCGUCUGGGCUGGACGGCUCUUAUGGUCGCUUCCAUGAACAGACACCACAAUGUCGUAAAGGUCCUGUUGGAGUCUGGUGCUGAUCCAAACCUUGGAGAUGAGUUCAGCAGUGUUUAUGGAACUGCACGAGACAAAGGCAUACACUCUCUGGAGGUGUUGGUCAGCAGAGAGGAUGAGUUCAGCAGUCGGCUCAGCAGUCGUGCGAGUUUCCGUGGCUGCACUCCGCUGCAUUACGCAGUUCUGGCUGAUGACCUCCGCACCGUCCGCAUGCUGCUGGAAGCAGGUGCCAACCCCUUGCAGACGAACGAGCUGGGACACACUCCGCUGGCCUACGCCAAAGAAGGAGAGAUGCACACAGUGCUGAAGGAGUGGGAGAGCAAGUUUGCGGAGGAGCAGCAGAAGAGGGAGGCGGAGGAGAGGAGGAGGUUUCCUCUGGAGCGCCGGCUGAAGGAGCACAUCAUCGGCCAGGAGGGGGCCAUCAACACGGUAGCAUCAGCCAUCAGGAGGAAAGAGAACGGAUGGUAUGAUGAAGAGCAUCCCCUCGUCUUCCUCUUCCUCGGCUCUUCCGGAAUCGGUAAAACCGAGCUGGCCAAGCAGGUGGCCAGGUACAUGCACAAAGACAUCAAGAAGGGUUUCAUAAGAAUGGACAUGUCUGAAUUUCAGGAGAAACAUGAGGUGGCUAAGUUCAUUGGCUCCCCUCCAGGUUAUGUUGGUCAUGAGGAGGGUGGUCAGCUCACUAAGCAGCUGAAGCAGUGUCCGAACGCUGUGGUUCUGUUUGACGAGGUGGAUAAAGCCCACCCGGACGUCCUCACCAUCAUGCUGCAGCUGUUUGAUGAGGGUCGUCUGACGGACGGUAAGGGGAAAACCAUUGAGUGUAAGGACGCCAUCUUCAUUAUGACCUCCAACGUGGCCAGUGACGAUAUUGCCCAUCAUGCACUGCAGCUGAGACGGGAAGCCGAAGAGCAGAGCCGACGCCGGCUGGCAGAAAAUCUGGAUGACGUUCAGCAGAGUGAGAAAAUCACCAUCUCCAAACAGUUUAAAGAAGAAGUGAUUCGGCCCAUUCUGAAGGCCCAUUUCAGGCGGGACGAGUUUCUGGGACGGAUAAAUGAGAUUGUUUACUUCCUGCCUUUUUGCCAUUCUGAGCUCAUUCAGCUGGUCAGCAAAGAGCUCAGCUACUGGGCCAAAAAGGCGAAGCAGAGGCACAACAUCACCCUGCUGUGGGAGAGGCCGGUGCUGGAGCUUCUGGCUCGAGGCUACAACGUCCACUACGGAGCGCGCUCCAUCAAACAUGAGGUGGAGCGUCGAGUGGUGAACCAGUUAGCGGCCGCCUACGAACAGGAGCUCCUCCCUAAAGGCUGCACCCUCCGCCUGACUGUAGAUGGAGAGACGGAAGAGGAGAAGGAGGGAGGCGCAGCCCCUUCCCUCCGCUUGGAGCUGGUGGGCGAAGACAGCAAGUCCCGAAAACUGGACAUCCGUCCGCCACUCAACCCAGAGGAAGUGGCCUUCGCCCACUGAAUACCCGUUAAGGGUGACCUGGUUUGUGGUGGGGCUGACGGUUUGAUGGGACUGGUCAUGGGGUGUGGUGGGCUACUAGGACGAUACUUGUGAAAGAUGUGAAAAUCAUUUACCACAUCAACGUGUCAAUAAAGGGCGCUUUAUCAUGGCCACACAGAUUUGUUGGAAAUGUGAGGUAAUUAAAGCAUUCUAUUUAUAAUAUUAAUACACUAACGUCCUACCAAAUUUGAGAGAAUGAAAAAAAUAUUGAGAAUGAAAAACAAUGGAGAAAGUUAUAGAAAGUUAGUUAAGAUUCAUUUAGCUAUACGUAUCACUACUUCAGUUUUAGCUAGUUAUAGUUGGUUACAGUUUUACCUAGCUAUAGCUGUAGUUAUAGCUACACUAUAUGGCCAAAAUUAUGUGGACAUCCGACCAUCACACCUAUAUGACUUUGUUGGACAUCCCAUUCCAAAACCAUGGGCAUUAAUAUGGAGUUGCUAUUUUGCAGCUAUAACAGCCUCCACUCUUCUGGGAAGGCUUUCCACAAGAUUUUGGAGUGUAUCUGUGGGAAUUUGUGUCCAUUCGGUCAAAAGAGUGAUUUGUGAGGUCAUUUGUGAGCUUAGCUUGAUGUUGGACGAAAAGGCCUGGCUCACAAUGAACAUUCCAGUUCAUCUCGAAAGUGUUCAGUGGGGUUGAGGUCAGGGCUCUGUGCAGGCCACUGGGGUUCCUCCAUACCAAACUCAUCAAAUGAUAUCUUUAUGGAGCUGCUUUGUGCAAUGGAUCACAGUCAUGCUGGAACAGGAAAGGCUCUUCCUCAAACUGUUGCCACAAAGUUGGAAGCCCAUAAAUGUCUAAAAUGUCUUUGUGUGCUGUAGCAUUAACAUCACCCUUCACUGGAACUGAGACCCUGAAAAACAGCCCAGCUCAUCAUCCCUCCUCCACCAAACUUUACUGUGGGUACUGUGCAUUCCUGUAGGCAGUGUUCUGACAUCCACCAAACCCAGAUUUGUUCAUCAGGCUACCAGACAGUGAAGUCUGAUUCAUCAUUUCAGAGUUUCCACUGCUCCAGUGUCCAGUGGUGGUGUGCUUUACACCAUUCCAGCCAAUGCUGGCAUUACGCAUAGUGCUUGUAGGUUUGUGUGCAGCUGUUUAGCCAUGGAAACACAUGUCAUGAAGCCACUGAUGCACAGUUCUCUAUAGUGCAUGAUGCAAGUCCCCCUCUGUGAGUUUACGUGGUCUACUGCUUCGUAUUCCAGUUCACAGUAAUAGCACUUACAGUUGUCUGGGGCAGAUCUAGCAGGGCAGAACUUUUUCAAACGACUUGUGGCAGAGGCUUCCUGUUAUAGUGCCAUGUUUAAAGUCACUGAGCUCCUCAGUAUGACCCAUCCUAUUUCCAGUGUUUGUCUAUGGCGAUUGCAGGGCUAUUUGAUUGAUUUUAUACAACAAUAGGCGUGGCUGAAACAACUGAACUCAAUUAGUAAUGAUGUCCACCUACUUUGGGCCGGAUAGUGUAGCAGUUUUAGCUCGUCAUAGCUGACAGUCUGAGGCAAAUGAAGGAAAAUUAUUGCUUUUCAGUUCUUUUAUGACGGGGUUGGUCUCUAAUGAAGUAAACGAUGUUGUGUACGUGUAGCUGUAUCACUUCACGUCUGUUACAUUAUCAAUAGACCAAGUUUUAAGUUUAAAUAUUGAGUACAUUUUGUGUAAAGGUUGAGCUUCACUGUGAAAUAUAACAUAUUAGAAAUAUGUACAUAAGAAUGUCACUUCGUAUCACUCCUCAGGUAGGUCACAUUAAUAUCUGUGAAAAAAAAAAACAAUAAAUAAGAGACCAAAUAUCUUCCGUCACCCAGGAUUAGUUUCAUUGAUCACCAGCUUUGAGUAGUAAAGAUUUGAAAGUAGUGUUUGUGAAACUGUGCUGAGCAUGUUGUGUGGAAUAUUAAAGUUUCAGUAAUAAAGUGAAGCACUGAAACAAGCCAUCGAAAAGAGUGAGCGAAGGCCUGUGAGGUCAGCUACCAUAGAAACGCUGACAUAGUGCUUUGCCAUAUGUAUAGAGAUGUAAAGUGAUUCUGCAUGUAUAUAGAGAAAGAUUAUAGAUGUAUUUAUUGAAGGUUACAUAUAAGAAAUUAGUGUUUACUCACCAAUGUUGUGAUCGUUGGCUUGGAGAGGUUUUUUUUUUAAAGGCAAAGUUAUUCUCACCAUUGACAUUCUGCCAUCGUGUGAAAUAUUCUUUGCUAUUAGAAAGAACUUUAUUAAUCUUUUUUAAGGUGUGCAGGAUUAAAGCCUAAUACAUUGUUUACAGCUACAGGUAAUUGUAGAUCGGCCAAUUCCCAUGUGUUUUAAAGGGCCUGUAUCAUGGAAAACCACUAUUUUGAAAUGAGAUUGAUGGACACUAUAUAAACCAUUUAAAACAUACCGUUCACACUGAAGUCCAUACAGUCCAUAUAUUUAGACUAAGCUGCAAAAACAGCCUGUUUUGAAUUCACCUUUUCACAAAAAUGAAUAUUUACAUAUAUCUGCCUAUUCAGCAGUUCACGUACAGCAAUUUAGUCCCGCCCACUCACUCUGAAGCUAUAAGGAGCGUUUAAGGUGGAUGGCUUUUUUUUAUUAGGCACAGCACAAGGCAGCCAAUCACAACAGAGCUCAUUUACAUUUAUCAGUCUUGAAGGUAACAAAAACUCUUUACUUUUGUGGGACAAGGUUGAUGUUGGAGAUUUUGGUGCAUAAAUCUACACAAUGUUAUUUGGACAUCAGGGGAAAAAUAAAAUACAGGAAACGUAGAAAAUGGAGCCUUUAAUAAAUGAGUACAGUGUGAAACAAA
Messenger RNA from Colossoma macropomum (tambaqui), 5160 nucleotides. RefSeq names its product caseinolytic mitochondrial matrix peptidase chaperone subunit B (gene clpb). The transcript has 17 exons. The coding region runs from base 381 to 2366 and encodes 661 amino acids. Gene Ontology annotation, biological process: cellular response to heat. The record is from RefSeq and is a predicted model, not a curated record. Lineage: Eukaryota; Metazoa; Chordata; Actinopteri; Characiformes; Serrasalmidae. Gene Ontology annotation, cellular component: cytoplasm; mitochondrion. Gene Ontology annotation, molecular function: ATP binding; ATP hydrolysis activity; protein binding.